AUGGAAAACCCAUCAUUCGUCUUACGAGCCGUUAAAGAGGUUGCGCUCGAAAACAUCCCCAAACCAACCAUCAGCGACCCCUACGACGUGAUCAUCCACAUCGGUCAAACAGGUAUCUGCGGCUCAGACGUUCACUACUGGCAACGAGGACGGAUAGGUGACUUCAUCCUCAACAGUCCCAUCGUACUAGGCCACGAAAGUGCCGGCACAGUGGUGGAAAUCGGCUCAGCAGUGACGAACCUGAGAGUGGGCGACAAAGUCGCAAUCGAGCCCGGCGUUCCCUGCAGACACUGCAAUUACUGCCGUAGUGGCUCGUACAAUUUGUGCCCCGACACCGUUUUCGCCGCCACGCCGCCUCACAAUGGGACACUCUCGAAAUUCUACAAAACUGCAGCAGAUUACUGCUACCCUUUAGCCGAAAACAUGACGCUUGAAGACGGUGCACUGUGCGAACCAGUCGCCGUCGCCGUGCAAAUCUGCAAAGUCGGCCGGGUGCGGGCAGGCCAGACGGUCGUGGUCUUUGGUUGCGGCCCCAUUGGAUUAUUGGUACAGUGCGUCGCCAAAGCCUACGCGGCCAAGAAGGUCAUCGGCAUCGACUUGAAUGCCAGUCGCAUGGAGCUGGCUAAUUCUGUUCUGAAAUGCGCAGACGGCGUCUUCGCACCGCCGCUGAUGCCUAAAGCUGAAGGCGAAGCAUGCAGCGCCGACAACGAAAGCGAAUGGAGCGCUCACGUCGCAGAGCAAAUCAAACAGACCUUCCAGCUCGGUGAGGGCCCCGAUGUGGUUAUCGACGCUACUGGUGCCCAGCCCUGUAUCCAGACCGGCGUGCACCUGUGCAAAAAGGGUGGCAUGUACGUGCAGGCUGGUAUGGGUCGAGAAAAUGUAGUUUUUCCUAUUACCACUGCGUGUAUUCGCGACUUGACGAUUCGUGGUUCCAUUCGCUAUACGGCCGGCGUGUACCCUGCAGCCGUGGAUUUGGUUGCAAGCGGAAAAAUCGAUCCAAAGAUCCUAAUCACGCAUCGUUUCCCGUUCGAGAAGGCAGAGGAAGCUUUUGAGACGGUACGGAAGGGCGGAGAGAAUGUGUUAAAGGUCAUUAUUGAGGGGGUUAGAAAUUAG
Rhinocladiella mackenziei CBS 650.93 is the source of this 1113-nucleotide messenger RNA. RefSeq lists its product as uncharacterized. Gene Ontology annotation, molecular function: zinc ion binding; L-iditol 2-dehydrogenase (NAD+) activity. Bases 1 to 1113 code for a protein of 370 amino acids. The transcript has a single exon. The record is from RefSeq and is a predicted model, not a curated record. NCBI's taxonomy places the organism in Eukaryota, Fungi, Ascomycota, Eurotiomycetes, Chaetothyriales, Herpotrichiellaceae. Gene Ontology annotation, biological process: D-sorbitol catabolic process.